Molecule: messenger RNA, 1655 nt
Organism: Magallana angulata
Lineage: Eukaryota; Metazoa; Mollusca; Bivalvia; Ostreida; Ostreidae
Product: galanin receptor type 1-like
Exons: 6
Coding region: 199-1392 (397 amino acids)
Biological process (GO): G protein-coupled receptor signaling pathway
Cellular component (GO): membrane
Molecular function (GO): neuropeptide Y receptor activity
Source: RefSeq, a predicted model, not a curated record
CUAAUGGUUCCGUUAAAUUGUUACAUCAGCAACAUGCGUCGAACAUUUCUAAUGUGAACUUCAUAAAAAGGUUGGAUGCAAAGUGCACUUUGUACGGAGGCUCAGCACGAGAGCAAACCCAGCGUAAAGUUUGUCAUUGCAGCGUAGAGGAGGGCAACUUACACCGGUGGUUUUUAACUUGUGAUAUAUCUUUUAACAAUGAAUGACACAUCCGAAGAAAGCGUUGAUGUGUUGGUCUCUUAUGACGAUUUCAACUAUACCUACAGUUACCAAGACAGCCUGGACUGGCUACCUCUGAAUGAACUGGUACCCUGUGUAACAUUCUACGUCAUCAUUGGACUGUUGGGAAUUACCGGGAAUUCUCUGGUCAUUAUAGUCAUUUUGGCGCUCCCCAGGACGAGGAAUAUAACUAACCUGUUCCUGUUGAGCCUGGCCUCGGCAGACCUAUUGCUCGUACUUGUUUGUGUUCCAAUCAAGUGCGCCACCUUUUUCUCCUACACGUGGCGGAUGGGCGCCUUCCUGUGUAUCUUCACCCACUUCACUCAGACUGUCUCCAUGGUGUGUUCUGUCAUGACCUUGACCGUGAUGAGCAUAGAGAGGUUUGUGGCCAUCGUGUACCCUCUACGUGCACGGUCCGUCUGCACGGUUCGUCACGCUAGAGUUGUCAUUGGUGUCAUCUGGACACUCUCCUGUGUCCUCAGUGCUCCUGUACUUUACAUUCAGGACCUAAAAGAAGUGGGGCAUCAAAUCAAGGCCUACUGGUGUAUAAAGACGGCCCAGUCCCCCGUCCACAGCCUGCUGUUUGAGGUCUACAUGUUUGUCAUCCUGUUCAUCGUACCUAUUACAAUCAUGGUGAUCUCGUACAGUCGGAUAUCUCACGAGAUUUGGAACGUAUCCUCCAGGCGAGCAUCGCUGUCAGCGAGAAGACUUGAAGAAGUUAGAAUAAGGUCAAAACGUUAUUCGAAAGAAAAUGGCGCCUCGCAAGAACUGAUAACGAAAAAGCGAAUAAAUGACGCUCAGAUCAUAUCUAACGAUGCUAAAACAAGAAAACAGGUCAUCCUUAUGCUGAUAGUCAUAGUACUAUUCUUCUUCUUAUGCUGGGGGCCCAUACUUCUGAACAACUUAUUGGUGGCCUUAAAUGUCCUGGAUAAACUGAACAUAGGCUUCCUGAAGCCGAUGAGGAUGGCCUUUCACCUCUUGUCCUACUCUAACAGUUGCGUUAACCCCAUUGUCUAUGGCAUCAUGUCCCACAACUUUAGAGACCGUUUGCGGAGGACCCUGUCUAGAAGAGCGACCAGGAGCCGCAGUCUGACGGCCACAAGUACAUUUCAAAGCAGAUCGUCUACAAUGAGGCGUCGGCAAAAUUCAAACUACAGUAAAACACGGUUAUAACAAAGCCUCUGGGACGAGCGACUUUGAUUCGCUGUAAACGUUAUUCGGUAUAUCCGAUAAGUAAUAGUACAGUCUUCGCUGUAAUCGUGUUUUCGAUGUAGCUAUGUUACAUAUUUAUCAUUAUGUGACUGUAAUGUGACUGGCAACAUCCGGGUUUCAUCAUCUCAUGGAUUCAUACCUCAUUCAAAGGAGGUCCACUCUGAUUGACUUUUGUGACAAGUUUUAGUAAAGCCCUGACACAUUCUGCGGGAGGCAUCAUGACA